UUUUUAUUACUUCUACCAAUAGAUUUGAAUUUUCCCGCGACGAAAUGAAAACAAUUUGGAUUGAGGAGGCGCAUUCAACAAAGUUUAUGUAUGGUUAAAUAGUUCAUUUGCAUAUAUAUAUAUACAACGUUCAAGAAUCUAAUCAUGGCUGAAGUUCAUAAUUCUGGUGGUGGUAAUUCAAUGAAUAAACUUUUUAACAAGAUUACUCGUCAACCAGACUCCUAUUCAAGGAAAUCCAACUUCACAUUUGGUAGAACCUUGGGUGCUGGAUCCUUUGGAAUUGUACGUUAUGCAAGAGAUGUAGUUACCGAUGAAGAGGUUGCAGUGAAAAUCAUUUUGAAAAAAGCCCUCAAGGGUAAUGAAGAUAUGAUUGUUGAUGAGUUGCAUUUACUUCAAAAUCUUCAUCAUCCACAUAUUGUAGGGUUUAGAGAUUGGUUUGAAUCUAAGGAUAAAUUUUACAUAGUGACACAAUUGGCAACUGGAGGAGAAUUAUUUGAUAGAAUCAUUCAACGUGGAAGAUUCACUGAACAUGAUGCAUCUUUGGUAAUUGUUCAAAUGUUAGAAGCAAUUGAAUAUUUACAUGGAGAAAAUAUUGUUCAUAGAGAUUUAAAACCUGAAAAUAUUUUAUAUUUAACUCCAGAACAAAAUUCAAAUGUUGUAUUAGCAGAUUUUGGUAUUGCCAAAAAAUUACAUACACCUGACGAAAAAUUAACAUCAUCAGCUGGAUCUUUUGGUUAUGCAGCUCCUGAAGUGAUUUUAGGUACUGGUCAUGGGUUCCCAUGUGAUAUUUGGUCCUUGGGGGUUAUUACAUAUACAUUACUUUGUGGAUAUUCUCCAUUUAGAUCUGAAAAUGUCCAAGAUUUCAUUUCAGAAGUGAAAUAUAAUAAUGCAGUGAUUUUCCAUGCUGAUUAUUGGAAAGAUGUUUCCAAAGAUGCUCGUAGAUUUAUAAUUAAGGCAUUACAAUUUAGUCCAGAACAUAGACCAACUGCAACUGAACUUUUAAAUGAUCCAUGGUUAGUAUCAAUUGCAGCCGUUCAUAAAGAAAAUGAUUUAUUACCACAAUUAAAGGAAAGAUUUGAUGCAAAGGGUAAAUUUAGACAAGCAAUUGAAAUGGUUAAAUUAAAUAAUCGAAUCAAAAAAUUGAAAGAAAUUCAAACUGAUGAAGAUGAUGAUCCAAAUGAAAUUAACUUAUUUGGAGAAGAAGGAGGAGUUGUUUCAAAUACAGAAAUUGAAAAUUCACAACAUAAGCCUGAACAUAAGGCACCAUUAUUUGCAUGGAAGGCAUUUUCAAAUGCUUUAAAUAAAAUUGAUGAUCAAUCUAAGGCCUCUUUAACUGCAGGAUCUCCGGUAGAUGCAACUGUUAGUAGUGGGAAUAGUAAAAAAUCUACUCUUGCAACUAGUGCAUUCGUUCAAUUGGUUAAUACUGCUAGAGAGAACAAGGAAAGAGUUGCCAAUUACAAGGAAGACACUAAAGAUGAGAAAUAAUAAUAUUAAUAAUAAUACAAGAAGAAGAGAAC
Molecule: messenger RNA, 1517 nt
Organism: [Candida] anglica
Lineage: Eukaryota; Fungi; Ascomycota; Pichiomycetes; Serinales; Debaryomycetaceae
Source: the annotation of a GenBank genome assembly